This is a messenger RNA of Spodoptera frugiperda (fall armyworm), 998 nucleotides long. Its product is annotated as DNA oxidative demethylase ALKBH2-like. The coding region runs from base 158 to 814 and encodes 218 amino acids. NCBI's taxonomy places the organism in Eukaryota, Metazoa, Arthropoda, Insecta, Lepidoptera, Noctuidae. Gene Ontology annotation, biological process: DNA repair. The record is from RefSeq and is a predicted model, not a curated record. The transcript is spliced from 5 exons.
GUUUUACUUUUUAUUUAUUUUUUAAGGAUAAAAUUGUAUUUUUUUGUAUAGUUUGUAUGGCAACAUUCAUUUAACCUCAAAAGCUCAAUUUGUUGAUUUCUUGUGACACAUAAAAUUUCAAUAACAAAUUAACAAACCGGAGAAUAACUUACCAAGAAUGGACAAAUUGAAAGAAAUUGAUGUGAAAGCAGUAAAUUGGAAAUCAAUAACAAAAGAAGGUCUUGAUCUGGAAUAUGCUGUAGCUAUACCUAAAAAUAUUGCAAGUGAUAUAUUUAAAGAACUAGAAAUAAGUUUAGAAUAUUUUACCGGAGACCUGUCUAAAAUAAAGGUUUUUGGCAAAGUCUAUCCUUUGCCGCGGCAGCAGGUAGCCUACGGCGACCCGGGUAUAACGUACACGUAUUCUGGCACCACAGUACCUGCCUUACCCUGGCCCGCUCCUGUUCUGGCUUUGCGAGACUUUCUGGUAGCUCUAAAAGGAAUUAAAUACGACUUUGUCUUAGUUAACAAAUACAGAAACGGCAACGAUCACAUGGGCGAGCACAGAGAUAAUGAACCAGAGUUAGAUCCAACAGCGCCCAUAGCGUCGAUAUCGUUCGGACAACAACGGACUUUUGUACUCAAACACAGAGAUGCAAGAAAGACUGGCAACGAUAAAAGACCAAUACCUCCAGUAAAGAUCGAGUUGGAACAUGGCAGCGUACUACUUAUGAACCCACCGACGAAUGAGAUAUGGUAUCACUCUUUACCGACAAGAAAGAAAUUAAUGGCUCCAAGAAUCAAUUUAACAUUCAGAAAGAUGCGUCUUAAACGAUAAUGCACAUAAGCAAAUUAUUCAUUUUUUUCUGAGCUGAAUGCCAUUGUUCCUUUGUCAAUGACAUCGAUGACGUAAAAAGCAACUGUCAGUCAAUUGUCAAAUAAUUUGCUUUUGUCAAUCGAAGUAAUAAAAUGAUUUGUUGUGCUGUUAUUUCGUAUUAAUAUAAUUAAAUAGUACUACAAAA